Acromyrmex echinatior (Panamanian leafcutter ant) is the source of this 1107-nucleotide messenger RNA. RefSeq names its product dehydrodolichyl diphosphate synthase complex subunit DHDDS. The record is from RefSeq and is a predicted model, not a curated record. Gene Ontology annotation, biological process: polyprenol biosynthetic process. Gene Ontology annotation, molecular function: ditrans,polycis-polyprenyl diphosphate synthase [(2E,6E)-farnesyl diphosphate specific] activity. Gene Ontology annotation, cellular component: endoplasmic reticulum; dehydrodolichyl diphosphate synthase complex. Lineage: Eukaryota; Metazoa; Arthropoda; Insecta; Hymenoptera; Formicidae.
GUAUAAGAGAGUGAAUGUGACGGAAAUUUUUGAAACAUUGAAGAGAAUCAGUUGAUCGCAGAUUUUACAUUUUCGUAUGCCUAAACGUGAAAUUUAAAUAUGAUAUCGUGGCUAAAGAAAUGCAUUUUGAACUGGUUUCAAUCUCUGGUUUUAAGGAUUAUUAAGACUGGCGAAAUGCCUAAACACGUGGCAUUUAUCACUGAUGGUAACAGACGUUAUGCGAAUAAAUAUAACUUGAGCCGAAGAGAAGGAUACUUAAAAGGAUUAAACAAAAUAAAUAAUAUAUUAAAUUGGUGCAUGCAUCUCGGUAUUGUAGAAACCACAAUUUAUUUAUUUAGUAUAACGAACUUUAAACGUAGCAAAAAAGAAAUUGAUAAUCUCAUGGACAUUAUCAAGCAGCUGUUCAAAAGUUUAUUAGAAAACAAGGAAAAAUUGAAGGACAAUGGAAUAUGUGUUCGUGUGAUUGGCAAUUUGUCCCUGCUGUCAGAAGAUUUAAAUAAAUUAAUAGCUGAAGUUAUGAUUGUUACUGGGGAAAAUAAUAGAAUAUUUAUUAAUUUUGCUGUUGCUUAUACAUCAAGGGAUGAAAUUACUCAUGCAAUUAAAGAUAUAAUACAAGGUGUAAAGAAUACUGAUAUUUUACCAGAAGAUAUUAAUGAAGAUCUGAUUACUGAUUGUUUGUACACUUACAAGUCUCCAAAUCCAGAUUUAUUAAUUCGUACUUCCGGAGAAAAUCGACUUAGCGAUUUUCUCAUGUGGCAAAGAAGCAGAAUAUACAUAGGCGGUCGUUGCUGUUGCAAAUUUACUGGCGAGACAGUUUGAUUCGCAGCAAUUGAAUAACAAAAUCAUCGCGGAUCGCGAAGGCGUAUAAUGAAAGGAAGGUUGUAAUCACCCUCCUCCGUCAUUUGUGAACGUCGGGGCUUCUCGUAGACGAUCCGCUGUCCCGCCCUCGACCUCCGCUUGCGCGACGGUGACGAGUUUACACGCCAUCCAGUAAGCACGCGCCAAUUUUAAUACCGUCGUCAAUUUUGACACAUGAAUAUGAAGAACGGGCCAAAAAUAAAGAAUAACGAUUAAAUGAUUAAAUUCAGACUUUCUUUUAAUAGAGAU